Molecule: messenger RNA, 6140 nt
Organism: Musa acuminata AAA Group (dessert banana)
Lineage: Eukaryota; Viridiplantae; Streptophyta; Magnoliopsida; Zingiberales; Musaceae
Product: BAG family molecular chaperone regulator 4-like
Exons: 4
Coding region: 11-769 (252 amino acids)
Biological process (GO): protein stabilization
Cellular component (GO): cytoplasm
Molecular function (GO): adenyl-nucleotide exchange factor activity; protein-folding chaperone binding
Source: RefSeq, a predicted model, not a curated record
ACACAAACAUAUGAAAUCUUUGAAGGCUGUCCCCUCUUCCUCCGCUGUGCACUUCGAAGCUGUCACAAGCUGUGGCACUCGCUCGACCAACACCCUGUGCCUUCCCUUCCUGCUCGCUUCGUCUCUGCUCGAUAGAAGGAUGAGGAAAUCGAGAUCAAACGGCAUGGUCGGUGGGAGGGAGAGCCAGAGCUGCCGGAUGACAGAGUGGGAGCUCCGCCCCGGAGGGAUGGUGGUACAGAAGCGGAGCAACGUGGCUGGCAUGCCGACCGAGCCCCUCAUCAAGAUCAAGGUCUCCCAUGGCUCCUACCAGCAUCAGCUCUCCGUCCCUGCCCACUCCACCUUCGGGGAAUUGAAAAGGGUUCUGGCACAAGACACCGGUCUGCAGCCUGGAGAGCAGAGGCUGUUGUUCAGGGGAAAGGAAAAGGACGACGGUGAGCGCCUGCACAUGGCUGGGAUCGUGGAAAUGUCCAAGCUGGUCCUGUUGGAGGACCCGGCAAGCAAGGAGAGGAAGCUCGAGCGUAUGAAUCGGCAUCAGGCGUCUGAGACGAUCGCGGCUAUCGGAGCUGCGGUGGACAAGCUCGCUGCAAAGGUAUCGAGAUCGGAGACUUGCGUGCACGCAAGCAUGAAGGCUGCGGACGAAGAGUUGGCGGAUUUGACUGAGCUGCUUAUGGUGCAACUGCUGAAAUCAGACAGCGUCGAGGCAGAGGGGGAAGCGAGAACGCGGAGGAGAUUCGAGGUUCGCCGUAUUCUUUCUCAUUGGACUUGCUGAAGGCAAGAAGAAAUCUCAGUUACAACUCAACGGCAGACGUUUGAAUCUGGUUUGGUAAGCCCCGAGCGCUCAGUUACAACUCGUCCAAGUCUCCCAGGGAGGGGAUUGGAUUACCAACAACUGGGAACUCUUCGACUAGCUUACGCUAACCCUAAAUAAUCCAUCUCUCUCUCUUGUUUUUAUGCUUGUUUGCUUUCCAGCAGUUGAUCCUCCGACGUUACACUGAAUUCAGAUAUUAAUUUCUUGUACCUAUGGAUGACUUCGUGCCCAUCUUCUCUUCACAGACCCAAAUCAUAGUGUUUUUGCAUGCAGGAUGAGUCUUGGCUCUGGAACUCUUAGUCAUCUUCCCCAGAAACUGUUGACCCCUUGCCUAUCUUUUGACCCACUAGAUAGGUGAAGAUAUGGAAGGCUGUCGACGUAGGAUUUGGUAGAAGAUAUGAUUAGAAGAAAUCUUUCUUUUCUAACUCAUUCUAAAUAUCUCACACGUGUCCACAUAACACAACCUUUAUUUACAAGCCUAAAGCGACCACCAACCUAACUAAAACGGGACUAUUAAGCUUUCGGUCAUCCCUCUACAUGCUGUAUAAAGCAUGAACAUACCAAAAGACACGGACAUACAUAAGCAUUACACCAAACAUCUUGUUUCGAAGUUUGUCUGUGACAUUCUCCCCCACUUAUUCCUUCGACGUCCUCGUCGAAGUCUUUGUCGACACUACAACUCCUUGCCUUUGCCGAGUCUUCAAUCUUCUGCUCUAGCUGCAAUGCGCCUCUUGGCUCCCAACCGCUUUUUGCUGCUGUUUUUGAGUAGUCGAACCUUUGAUCCGCCAUGCUGCUUCAACUCGCCAAUGACUCUGACUCUAGUAUGGGGUUGGCUGAGUUGUGUUGAUCCAUGUUGGUUCUUGCGGAUUCUACAAAUGAAGGAAAAGACCAUCCUUACUGCGCUAGUCUCUCAAAUGCCUCAUGUUGCUUAAACUGGGUGGAUGCUUGUUGGAGCUUUAACGAGCAUCGUCUCGCAAACUUCUGAAGUUUUGGGUCCUUCCUCUACAAAAUUUGCUCAUGGACUCUUCUUUCACUUAGUUGUCACAUCCAAGUAGGUUCGCAUCACUUCCGCUUUCGAUUGACAUUUCGUUGGGAAAUGAAGCGGACAAUCUACUCUCAGCAACACUGAUCACUAUUGGUGAGGAUUUGACAACUAUUAUCUUCCAUUAUCUUUGAAGGGUCUUUGAACAUAUGUAGAGCUCUCUGCUGGAUAGAUAAGAGAAUUGGGGUACUUGGUUUCGCCCAUUCUCUUAAGAGUUGAGAAGGCAAAGGUUACUUGACUUCGCCCGUCUCCUUGAGGUUGUACUCCAUGCAUCGAGCUGGUUACUGGCCUUCGCCUGCUCUUUGCUCACACUUCUGAAGCACUUGAAGUGUUUGCACUCCUUGCGUUGAGUAAGUUACUGUGAUUCACCUUCUCAAUGCCAUCGAACUUCUAGAAUGUAGGAAGUUUUUACCCCAACUUGGAGUAAUUCUCUCAUAGGUUUGGUCGCCUCUGGGAUUGUACCGUCUUCUCCAUCAACCCUGCCGCCUACUCCAUUGAGUAGCAAAGGUACAACACCGCGUACUGCCUGCUUCGUUCCUUCAUCAUGCACUCUUGCCUGACCCGAAGUCUUUCACUUUCGGCUAUCUUGAUGAGAAGCUCGUUGACACCGGUCUUACGAAGUUCCUUGGCCUCUGCCCUUCAGCCUUGUCUCGGUACUUGGAGUCUGCCUCUACAUGCUCCACCUCCUCGGCCCCUUUCACGACCAAGCACUCUCUCUCCAUGAGAGCAAAGGAUCAAUGACUUUCACAAAAGUCCCGCCUCUGCGGUCCCAUGACGCUACCAUGCCCAUGGCCCUACUAUCUGUCGCCUCGCAUCUGCAUCCCUUUUUGUCACAAUCAGUAGAUAUAUCUAUGUGGCACUCCUCCGAGUCCACCUCCAUUCUAAUUGAUGCUUGAUUUUGGAUAGCUAAGUCCCUUUGGACUGGUCGUCGCUUCCUCGCCCCUUUUGACCCCCUACUUCAACACCUCGAUGUUCUCCAAGCAGAUCCCAUUGGUCGAUGGAAAGACAUACUGCAACUCCCAUGCAUGGCGUUUGCCAUCACGUUGUAGGGUUUGCACCGAUUCUGUUCUCCUUAGCUUCCUUGGUAGCAACGUUUGCUUACUCGACCUUGUCCUCUGACUUGUCUGGCUCCCUUAAGCAAAUAUGGGCUUUGGAGCAGUCCAACUCUCCAAUUGCUUCGAUCAUACCUCUGCAUGAUCAAGUCCCUCCCCUAUGACUCACUAGUACUUGCAUUCGAACUUUUUCCAUUGGUGGAACAUAGCCCCCAUAUGCUGAUGACCAAGGCUUUCAUUCGAUGCAAAAUUCGAUGCACGCAUGGAAGACUCGCCUUUGUAGUACCAUGGCCUUCACUCCUUGAAUCCAUAGCCCUUCUUACCGUCGUGUUGUUCACCGAAGUGGAGCUUCCAGUAGCUCCCGAUCAUACCUCCGUAUGAUCUAGUCCCUCACGGGACUAUGUUGUGUGUAUUACAUUACCACGAACUGUUCCACCAUGAUCCGCUACACCAUGUCGCCUCUUGGUGACAUUUCUAUUACAUUCUGAUUCUUGUGGGAUGAACUCGAAUUGUGAACCCUUCAUGUGUGGCCUCUGCAAAUACAUCGCAGGGUCUCUUCCACCUUCGAUUUUGUUCGCUUCUUUGGCAAUCGACCUUCAUCUACCCACUCUUAGGUCACACCUAGAUGAAGCACCGCUCUAGGACAGUCCGUCACCUAGUAGCUCCCGAAGUCCCCCGACUUCGCUGCAAUUAGUACACCAUUGUCUGGAUCCUGGGCCUCUGCCCCUACCAGCACAAUCUUCGCUGCGCACCGCUUCCUUCAUGGCAACUUGAAUGGCAACACUGUGGCAUAUUCUUCAAGAGUACCCGCAUCUACGUCCUCUUGCCCCGUGCUAAGGCAUUCUGAAUCUAACUUUGCCUUCACAAAUUGAGUCGCCUUAGUUCCUCCAUCAAAUGCUCCUCCGAGAUAAGGUGCAUGUGCCCAGAAGCUCCCUUCGUCUUUGGCACCAUGCAAGAUGAGUUCGCUCCGUCAGAAUGAAUGACCCAUGGAACAACAUGAUCCUGCUCUUACCUCUACAAGAGUUCAUGUUCUUGACCUCUGUCCAAGGAAAGCACUAUGCCUCCGCUCCAUGUUCUAUCUUCUAUACUGGCUCCCUUCAUGCGGCUUGGGUACUUCGCCAAGUUACACCCAAGUUGCUCCGCUUCUCAUUUUUGCAUUGAGUUGAUGGUGGCCCUCGCGCCCACCAUUCCAUGGGUCAGCCCUCCCUUGAGUUCGAUCUCCAUACCGACUCCAAGUGUGCCUUCAUUUGUGUUGCUUUGGGUCGCUCCCCCACUUGAUCUCACAAUGCAUCUACCAAUGUAUUCUCUCGAGCGAGAUCAUGCAACAACUCAUCGCCGCUUGCUCAGUCCAUUGAGCUUCAUGGAGUUGUUGUUUGUUGAGGUACUCCUCCUCAACUUGUGAGGUCCAUCCCAUAUGAUUCUCCCUCUGGAGAGCCGGGACUUAUCCCUCCUGGAUAACUGUCCCGUUGGAGCAACAUCUCUCGUCGUUUCGGAGACCACCAUCCCCUUGGACUACUCCGAUCUGCUGAACAAACUGUGCAUUGUUCUGCCUCCUGCAAACACACUUGCUAGAUUGUGACUCCACGUCAAUACAGCCCCCGCUGCACCACUCAAGGCCUAGCAACAUGCUGAACUCGUUGCACACUUCAGCCUCCUACGGAUGUAUCCUUCACAUGUCGAAGAGAAAGUUUCAAUGCUCCAUGGCGCCGAGUUUUGGUCACCUUGGGAUGGCCGCGAACAUUCCAUCAUCCGCAUACAAGCCCAUGCAUGAGUACCGAAUUCUUUGAGUUAGCAAUUCCCCUCACCUCUGUGAGCUUUGCACAACUCUUUCGGUCGCUGAGCAACUUAUUCCACCUUGGAUGGUCUCAUCCUUUACCAAGCACCUCGCUUGCCUUGAGCACCAUCAAGUAUAGUUGUCAACAUUGAACCAUAGCUCAAACUCAGCCAUCCCAACCUUUGUGCACUCCGUAUUCUUCCAAGCUUGUUUGUUCUCGUGGUGCCUCUCGCGCAAAGGGUUGGCCAUUCCUCUGAAUGCCAAUCUCAGAUGCCCGCUCCUCCGAGCGACUCCUUUUCCCUAUAUCUCUAUGCUCGUUUUCCCCCAAACGGUCGCGAGUGUGCUGACUGCCCUCAACGUAGCCCCGCUAGGUCUCCCACGUUUGCAUGCUAAGUGUUUCUAUGAGUGCUUGUCCCACUCUGAUACCAUCGGUCACGGCCUUAGCUGGUUUUGCCUAAGUCGUGCGGCACCCUUGCAUGUCCGUCCGCAAAGGUCAGCCUCCCCGAAGCCUCCCAUGUCCCUUAGGACCCACAAAAGAGAGAACGGGUUAGAGAAAACAUCUCAUUCGGGAUCCACAAGCAAACAAUUCCGAAAACACUUCAUAGACAAUGCAAAUUACAAACAGACUUUACAAGCUCUGAACAGUUGCACAACAAAGGGUAAAAUAAUCCAUUAUAGAUCAAAAAUCUCUCACACGUGUCCACAUGACACAACUUUUAUUUACAAGCAUAAAGCGGCCACCAAUUUAACUAAAAUGAGACUAUUAAGCCUUCGGUCGUCCCUCUACAUGCUGUACAAAGCAUGAACAUACCAAAAGACACGGACAUACAUAAGCAUUACACCAAACAUCCUGUUUCGAAGUUUGUCCGUGACAAUGUGUCACUAGCUAACCUACUGGUGCCACUUAAGUUUGUUCUAUGGAUGACACCUAAAUCUUUUUCAUGCAUGCUUGUCACCUUGCAACCCUUUCGUUAGCCAAACCUAAGUAAUUAUAUGAGAGAUUAAAGGAAAACUUAAGAGUUGCGCCAACGUGGGUUAAGAGGAGAAAGGAAGAGGAAUUGAAGUAGGAGAAGAAGAAGAAGCUUUGCCUUGGCUUGAGAUUUGCAUCAAUUCCAUACAUUUGGGACUCAAAUUUGUUUAAGGCAAGUGUUCUAACCCUUUCAUACAGAACUCUUGAUCUCUGAUUUCAUCUUAAUCCUAAAAAGUUUGGAAGACUUUGGCUUCAUACAUGAUAUUUCUUUCGAUUGGGAACAAAAUUGUGAAUCUAAAAUUUUUCAAUGAAUUGACCUUUCUAUAUUGUUCUAGCCAUAACUUUCUGCACCGAUUUUGGAUUCAAGCGAAAUCAAAUUCAUCCGAAAAUAUACUCAUAGCUAUUUCUUUUGAUAUCAAGAUUGAUAAAUUUAGAGUCUAUUUUCCUAUCCAAACUAUUAUUUCAACUGAUCUUAUGAAAUCUGUCAAAUAGAG